This is a messenger RNA of Durusdinium trenchii, 492 nucleotides long. The record is from the annotation of a GenBank genome assembly. NCBI's taxonomy places the organism in Eukaryota, Dinophyceae, Suessiales, Symbiodiniaceae.
AUGGCAAAUGAUCCAUCGAAGUUCGACCAAAUAUGGAGAGCAGCCUGCGAAAAGGAGAUGCUCUCCUGGCAGAGUCCAACCACACUGCUGAAGAGCUUGCAAAUGCUCCUGGGACCUCCGGAGGAAGGAGGUCCCUUCUAUCGCGCGCCCGCGUGCGGCGAUCUGGUCACGGUGUCCGGAAUCCGCCGACGGCCUGAGCUGAACGGUUCUCAGGGCGAGGUGGUCAACACCUCCCCCGACGAGUUCGGCCGCAUCACCGUGAAGAUCGUGGACACCUGCGGGGACAGUCGCAAGAUGAAGAUUCAACCCUUCAGACUGCUACCAACCUCUUCGUCUCCUGCUUUGGCAUCAAUGAGGCUGCAGGAUGACCGCAGCAGUGUUCGCUCAAUCUCUCGGCAAGGCAGCACGUCGGGCCGAGCAUUGGGCACGGCCAUCAGUUGCUCUGCCAAGAGCGCCCUGUCAAAUACUGGCAGCGGUGCCAGGAAUCUUUGA